CCUGCUCUUGCUGAAGCAGCGCUGUCUCUUCUUCACCUCACGUUGUUCUCUAUCGGAACCAAGCGCUGGACGGAUUUCUGGGUUUUUUAAAUGGCAUCCACAAGGCGCCGCCGCCUUGUUCCGUGCUUUUUGGGAAUACUCCUGAAUGCUUUAAUCGGUGUGAUGUGCGAAGCUGAGCUCUCCUUCACCCUGGAGCCCAGCGACAUCAUCGCCGUGCAGGAACAGCCCCUCAUGCUCCACUGCCAGGUGGUGGGCAUCCCCCCAGUGACCACACAGUGGAGGCACAACGGCCUCCUCCUAACUCAGGACCAGCAUCACACCACCUUCAUCAACGGCUCGCUCCUCAUCGCUCACUUCCAGAAGACCAAAUCCGACGGCUCAUCUGAUGAGGGCGACUACGAGUGCGUGGCCCAGAAUUCUUUCGGGCUGGUGGUGAGCCGCAAGGCCCGCAUUCAGGCAGCCACCAUGGCAGACUUCCACGUCCAGCCAGAGUCGGUGCACGCUGAGGAGGCUGGUGUGGCCCGAUUCCAGUGCCAGAUCCACGGCCUGCCAGAACCCGUCAUCAGCUGGGAGAAAGACAGCCGUCCGGUGGACACCAAGGACGAGAGGUACACUCUCCUGCCUACAGGUGUUCUGCAGAUCACAGGCGUGCGUGAGGAGGACAGCGGAAAGUUCUGCUGCGUGGCUCAUAACAGUGCAGGAGUGAAACACAGUGCCGAGGCGCUCCUCACUGUUUCAGGCUCCCAGUCAUCUGUUUACAAAGAACCCAUGAUCCUGGUCGGUCCGGAAAACCUGACUCUCACCGUUCACCAAACGGCCAUCUUGGAGUGCGUUGCUACGGGAUACCCGCGGCCCAUCGUGUCCUGGAGCAGGCUAGAUGGUCGUCCCAUCGGGGUGGAGGGAAUUCAGGUCCUCGGCACGGGGAACCUGAUGAUCUCCGACGUUGGCGUGCAGCACUCAGGGGUCUACGUGUGCGCUGCCAACAAGCCGGGGACUCGUGUCCGCAGGACGGCUCAAGGACGUCUGGUGGUCCAAGCUCCGGCGGAGUUUGUUCAACCUCCGCAGUCCAUCGCCCGGCCUGUCGGCACCACCGCCAUCUUCACCUGCCAGGCGCAGGGCGAGCCCGAGCCGCAGCUCACCUGGCUGAAGAACGGCCAGAUCCUGGAGCCUGGAGGACACGUCAAGCUCAGGAACAACAACAGCACACUGACGAUAUACGGCAUCGACGAGGACGACGAGGCCAUCUACCAGUGCAUCGCCGAGAACAGCGCCGGCUCCACGCAGGCCAGCGCCCGCCUCACCGUGCUCUGGGCCGACGGACUGCCCGGCGUGCCCACUCACGUGCAGGCCGACGCCCUCUCGCCCACCACCAUCCAGGUGUCCUGGAAGGAGCCCGAUCAGAACACUCAGGACAUCAUCGGUUAUGUGCUCCACAUCCGCAGGACCACAGACCCAGCGGAGAUGGAGUAUGAGGAGGCCGUCAGUAAGGUGACGCUGCAGCAGAUCAUCCGGGACCUGGAGCCCUCCACCAGCUACACCUUCUACGUGAAGGCCUACACGUCCCACGGGGCCAGCAAGCCGUCGGACAGCGCCACUGAGAGCACGCAUGGGGAAGUUCCAGCUCCUCCCUCCCUCUUCACUAAGGUGCUGAACAGCAGCGUUGUUCUGGCCACGUGGGAGUCUUCAUCCAAGAUGGGCCAGCAUCAGGGCUUCAGACUGUUCUACAGACGGGCGCACUCUCCCAUGUUCACCGGUCCCAUUACGUUCCCUCGCAACGUCACCCAGUACAACAUCAGUCAGCUGGAUUCCUCGCUGGUCUAUGAGAUAAAGCUGCUCGCAUACAACCAACACGGAGAUGGAAACGCCACCAUGCGAUUUGUUUCACUGCGGGAGGCGGUGGAGAAAUCUGUGCUGGACGGCUCAUGUGACUGUGUGAAGGACGAACAGAGCAAAACGUCCACGACAGGCAUCAUCAUCGGCAUCCACAUCGGCGUCACCUGCAUCGUCUUCUGCGUGCUCUUCCUGGUCUUCAGCUACCGCGGCAGGUUAAUGAUGUGUAAGACGGUUCAGGCCACCCCCCAGGCAGGACACAGCGCCGUGCUGGAAUCCUCUUCCUCUUCCCAGGGGGCCUCGGGGCUCAACGGCGCUGCCAGGAGAGAGAUGGAGGUCAAUGGCAGCGCGGCGGGGAAGAAAGUGGUCGACAGCAACGAGCUCGAGAGACUUUUCACUCAACCCAACCCACAAGAUUCAUGCAUGUCCGACUCCUACGUGCUGAACGACACCCAGCUGUCGACGAUACCGCUGGACGAGUUUGCGGUGGAGCGAGAGACGCAGUUCCAGGAGCCUCCUGCAGGAGGAGCAGCUGGUCAGGACCAAGGCUGA
This is a messenger RNA of Stegastes partitus (bicolor damselfish), 2382 nucleotides long. It is a transcript of the gene igdcc3, whose product is annotated as immunoglobulin superfamily, DCC subclass, member 3. The transcript is spliced from 14 exons. The record is from RefSeq and is a predicted model, not a curated record. The coding region runs from base 91 to 2382 and encodes 763 amino acids. Gene Ontology annotation, biological process: cell-cell adhesion. Gene Ontology annotation, molecular function: protein binding. NCBI's taxonomy places the organism in Eukaryota, Metazoa, Chordata, Actinopteri, Pomacentridae.